Messenger RNA from Notolabrus celidotus (New Zealand spotty), 4073 nucleotides. RefSeq names its product dnaJ homolog subfamily C member 16-like. The transcript has 15 exons. The record is from RefSeq and is a predicted model, not a curated record. Bases 308 to 2710 code for a protein of 800 amino acids. Lineage: Eukaryota; Metazoa; Chordata; Actinopteri; Labriformes; Labridae.
UUUCGGCAGCGGGCCCCUCCCCCUCUCCUCCAUAGAUGCUGCCUCGCAGCAGCUGGUUGACAGCAGCUUGUCCUGACGGAGCUGUGGGAUGCUGUAGAACCCAGUCUCUACAUUCGGCUGUUUUUUCACAUCAGCGUGAAGCGACGCGCUGCAGAAGACCUCAGCCUCCUCCCAGCAUGUGGCGGAGAGCUGGCUGACUGCUGCUGCUCGAGGUGACUGCUGCAGAGAUGCUGCGUGGAGACUGCUAGCCUAUGGAGCAACGACAAUAACCCUCAUGACACUAAUACCUGCAUGUUAACUCGAGGAAAUGUGUUGUCACAGUCAGGUAACAGUGAUGGUGGGGUCAAAGAUGUCUGUGCCGCUGGUCCUGGUGGUGGUCCUCUCGGUGCUGCUGGCAGGAGCAUCACAAGCUGGGCCUGAGAUGGACCCAUACAAGAUCUUAGGGGUGACCAGGAGUGCGAGCCAGGCAGAGAUCAAGAAGGUCUACAAGCGUCUGGCAAAAGAAUGGCAUCCUGACAAAAACAAGAGUCCAGGUGCUGAGGACAUGUUUAUCAAGAUCACCAAAUCCUAUGAGAUCUUGUCCAAUGAAGAGAAACGGGCCAAUUAUGACCGAUACGGGCAAACUGACGACACCCAACCAUACGGCAGCAGUCGUUACGGUCACCGCCAUGACAGCUUUUACUUUGACGAGUCCUUCUUCAAUUUUCCCUUCAACAGCAAGAACCACAGAGACUUUACUGACAGCAGGUACAUUUUACACUUCAACCAGUACGUCAGUGACGUGGUGCCUGACAGCUACAAGAGGCCGUACCUGAUCAAGAUCACCUCUGACUGGUGCUUCAGCUGCAUCCACAUCGAGCCUGUGUGGAAAGAGGUGGUGCAGGAGAUGGAGGGUCUAGGUGUCGGGAUCGGUGUGGUGGAUGUUGGCUAUGAGAGACGGUUGGCGAAUCAUCUUGGUGCUCAUCGCACCCCGUCGAUACUGGGAGUCAUUAAUGGGAAAGUCACGUUUUUCCAUUAUGCUGUAGCAAAGGAGCACCUGAGGCAGUUUGUUGAAGACCUCCUCCCUCAGAGACUUGUAGAUCGGGUCACAGACAAAAACGACCUGCAGUUCUUGAACAGCUGGCAUGAGCUCAACAAGCCACACGUGCUUCUGUUCGACCAAGUUCCUGUAGUUCCUCUGCUCUACAAACUCACAGCUUUUGCUUAUAAGGACUACUUACAGUUUGGCUACGUGGAUCAGGGCCUUUCAGAGACCGCCGAUCUGCAGAAACAGUUUAAUAUCAACACGUACGCUCCAACCAUGCUGGUCUUCAAAGAGAACAUUGACAAGCCUGCUGACAUUAUACAGGCUAAAGGACUGAAGAAGCAAAUUAUAGAUGAGUUCAUGUCAAACAACAAAUUUCUCCUCGCACCUCGGCUGGUCAAUCAGAAACUGUUUGAUGAGCUGUGUCCUGUCAAACAGUUCCACAGACGCAGGAAAUACUGUGUCCUGCUGAUCACAGGCGAUGAAGAGACCUUCUCUCUUGGGAACCAGGCGUUUCUGUCGUUCGCCACGUCCAAUGCAAAGGAAGUUAUUAGAUUUGCUUAUGUGUACCAACGGCUACAACAACCACUCUGUGACACCCUCGUGCAGAACAAGGACAGUACUCAGUCACAUCCACAGGUGUUGAUCCUGGAGAGGCGUAACACUGCAGGGAAGGCUUUGUAUAAGCCGGUCACUGCCUGGAAUGGCAGUGAGGAAGACAAGCAGCGUCUUUCAGAGGAGCUGGAGAGACUUCAGAAGGACCCGUCCAUCCUGGUCCAUGACGCCAUGCUGCCUGAGCUCAACAACGAGUUUGCCUCUAUGUUUGUUAUCAGAUGGGUCUAUGCUUCCUGUGAUUACCUCUCUGAAGUCAUUGAUGAUAUCCUUCAUAACAACUGGCGUGAGAUGAUGCCUCUUCUGUCUCUUAUCUUCUCGGCCUUGUUCAUCUUGUUCGGCACCGUGGUCAUCCAGGCCUUCAGUGACUCAAGUGAAGAAAAGCAGACUAAACCGAAAGCAAAGGAUGGAUCAAAAGCAGAAAACGGGUCAUCAGGGGCCAACAGUGCUUCAAGUCGACCUCCGAAGAAGAAUUUUGUGGAGGUGACGGAGCUGACGGAUAUCACUUACAUAAGCAACCUGGUGAAGCUGAGGCCAGGACACAUGAACAUCGUGCUGGUGCUCACUGAUGCUUCAAAGAACAUCCUGCUUAGCAAGUUCGCCAAAGAGGUGUACUCCUUCACCGGGAGCCUGACGCUGCAUUUUUCCUUCCUGAAUAUCGACAAGCACAGUGAGUGGAUGCACACACUCCUGGAGUACGCCCAGGACCCCAUACAGAUUGAUGCUGACGAGGAUGAUGGAGGAAACCACAAGAAAGACUACACCGGCUUUGUGCUGGCGCUUAACGGCUACAAAAAGUACCUGUGCCUGUUUAAGCCCGUCUAUACCGGGGAGGACCUUGACAAUAAGUCAUCAGAGGACGAGGGAGGGACCGCAGGGGGAAGGUUGAGACCAGGUCCCAGGGAUGACCAUCCACCACGCAAAUCCAACAGAUCGCGCAGCAUGUCCACCCUGCAGAUCCACCAUAAGCUGGACCGCCUGGGGUUAUGGAUGGAAAGGCUCAUGGAGGGCACUUUGCCACGCUACUACAUCCCUGCCUGGCCUGGACUGGAGAAGAUAACCCCCGGGAAAUAGAACCAGGAGAGUUCUACAGCACUUUACGUCACACUGAAACAGCUCCCCUCCUGUUCUCCUGAAGCUAGACUACUACUGCCUAUUUUUGCACUCAAGAUAUUGAUGGUAACAAAUAUCUUUUAGAGUCGGGUCAAUGUUACAAAUUUGAAUUCAAGCAACUACUGUAGGGCAGAUCUGUAAGCGUAUCCUGUUACACUCGCAUGCUGUUUUCAACCGUCAUAUUUAUUUAAGCAAAUGCUGCGGCUACAGCAAAAAGAGAAGCACUGUGUCUGCCUGUACUCUCCUGCAGCCUGAACGUCAGUCUGAUUCUCAUGCACUAAACAAAGCAGGACUACUAAUACCAUGUUUGCAUUUGAAAUAAACACAGAUACUUGUGCCCUACUGAAUACUGUGAAGAGAGAUGCAUGUCUCUAACAUUUAAUGUCCUUGCCUCUCCAUGUUUUACGGGACUGUGUGACUGCACAAAAAGAAAACUGUUUUUUAAUGGAUCAGUUCAGGAUGGGGUUUAAAGUAUACUCAAGCUAGAAGCGUUUAGCAACCUUUGUUUAUGACACAUCCUCAGUUGCCAGUAGCUUUAUGUAGCAAAUAUUCAACUCCGUUUCCAAAAAAUCGUUGGUAUGCUGUUGUGAAUGUUAGGACAUCAAACAGAAAAAAAACAUAUUAAAUUAGAAAUAUUACAUCAGUAACUUAUAAAGUGUUGAAGCUGAUGAACUUUCUUGUUUUGGAAAAUUAAAUGCUCAUGUUUCUGAAAAGUUCAGGGAGGGUAAUGCUAACCUCUGUGUUUCACUUCCUCUUCUUUUUACCCAGUGCUGUCUGAGGACCUGAACGUUAUGGCUGUUCAGUAUCGGUUUAAGAUCCAGUUCCCUGGGUACAGAGAGGGAUUUAAGCCUGAUUUAUACUUCUGCGUCUCCCCUGCAGCAGGGGCUGACGUGGACAUAAGCUCCACAUACUUGUGCGUCGAUGUGUACGUGUUACGCAGCAGUUCUCCUCCGAAACACUAGAGGGCAGUGUGGUCUCUCUGAUAGCCGGUCGCCUGUUUCCGGCCCCGUUACGAUCUCUGUUUCCUUUUCCACACAGAUUCAGAGCGUGUUCUGUUAAUCUACAGCUGAUACAUGUUGCUGUUUAUCAUACAGACAUGAUUACAUGAAGAAUAGAGAGGAGGAGAUGAAAUGAGUGUCUGAUGUGCGGGAUACCGGAAGUGUUGUAAAUGCAGGACAUACAAUACCAACCAAUCACAGGGCUUGCAGUCCGUUUUGAUUCUCAUGUAGUUAUAUUUUGGAGGAGGUGCAUGUCAGUCAUGUGUGUAGGCCUCUGUGUAAGUACGGGAGGUACGUGGACCACCGGCGUAGACUACGCCAUCGAU